AUGAUUAGAAUCUCUACCGAAAAAGCUAUACUUUCCGAUAGAAAUAUUGUGCAGAAAUGGGAAAAUGAUCCAAUAAUCGGUGUUGUUAAUUACGAAAAGUUCGAUGAAGAUAGUCUUCGACUUAAUAGAUCACAGCCACAUUUGGUAGCGGUAUCAGCUACGAUUUUUGUUAUUUCUAAUUUUCAAGGAAUCGAUUAUUUAGGGAUUUCUCUCCCAGUGAAAAAUCUACCUAUGACAGCUUCAUUCGUGUUGAAAAAAGACUUAAAUCCGAAGCAUUUUUCCGAAGUUUCAGAAGUUAGAUCUUCUAGGCUAAUAGGCGAGAAUGUCGUUUAA
Molecule: messenger RNA, 333 nt
Organism: Brugia pahangi
Lineage: Eukaryota; Metazoa; Nematoda; Chromadorea; Rhabditida; Onchocercidae
Source: the annotation of a GenBank genome assembly